Messenger RNA from Zasmidium cellare ATCC 36951, 624 nucleotides. RefSeq lists its product as uncharacterized. The coding region runs from base 1 to 624 and encodes 207 amino acids. NCBI's taxonomy places the organism in Eukaryota, Fungi, Ascomycota, Dothideomycetes, Mycosphaerellales, Mycosphaerellaceae. The record is from RefSeq and is a predicted model, not a curated record. The transcript has 3 exons.
AUGGCCUCCCUCAGUACGGCUGCGAACGUUACGCACAAGAACUUUGUGUGGAUGGCGGACGUAACGAGCCCCAAAGUCGACGAUGUCUCUCAGAUCUGCUUCUCUUUCAACACAUACGGCGGGCUUCCUGGAUUCUUCUAUCUCCUGAGUGGAGUAUGGGCCCCAACCGAUGGCUCGGCCCCCAAUGGAUACCGUGGAACCAGCGGCACAAUCUGUGUUCCCACGACGGCGCCAGGCGGGGCAGGUGGUGCGAUGUACAUCUCCGCAGGGGACACUGGCCCUGGAAACACGAAACUGGAAUGCUAUUUCCCGAGCGCGGGCACGGCAAACUGCGACAUCUCACUCGUCGAUGGAUAUUCCAAUUCUGUAGGAUGUGUGCCUAGCAACGACUAUCAACUGAUUGGCGAAUACGAAGACCUCUAUGGCAAUGGCAUCAAUUGUCCAGAUCAGCAGGGAGUGAACUGCAUCAACCAGGAAGGUCCCUACGCCACCAGUCAGGAUCAAAUCGAUGCUUUCUUCCAGCAAGGCACCUAUAACGACAACAACUACUGCAUUUUCCCCGACUGCGGCCAAGACUACUACUUUGCUACUGGCGCCGGUCUCAUUUGCUCGGUUGGGGUGUAG